CUGGUUCCAAGUAGCAGCUCUGCUCCCAGACAGGAGAGAGGAAGAAGAGAGAGGAGCGAGGGCCUGGGAAUCACUAGUUUUCCAUAGAAUGAACUCAGAGCCCGAGCAGAAACCACCUUUGCUAUUGCUUAAGGCGUCUCCCUACGUCCACUGACCUGCAUUGAUGCAUCAGGAAAAGGUAGAGGCUUUUGUUUAAAGGAUGGAGGAGGCAGCAGAGACCAGACAGAAGAUGACCAGUCAGCAGGUUCUGUGUGUUCCUGACCAGGAGGCCAACAAACAGCCUGGACUCUCUACUCUCAAGCUGUUCAUCGUGGCGUUGUCGUUCGCCUAUUUCUCCAAGGCCCUGGCCGGCUCCUACAUGAAGAGCUCCCUCAGUCAGGUCGAAAGGCGGUUCGACCUCUCCAGCACACACGUUGGCCUCGUAGACGUCAGCUUCGAGAUGGGCAACUUGUUGUUUUUGGCCGUGGUCAGCUAUUUCGGGGCCAAGCUGCAUCGGCCCAGACUCAUCGCCGCGGGCUGCGUCCUCAUGGCCGUGGGGGCACUUCUCACUGGGCUGACACACUUCCUGAUGGGCCGAUACACGUAUGACACAGUCAUUCAGGCUUUCCGCAAUGACAGCGUGAGCAUUGCUGCGUGUGGAUCUACACUGGAUCCAGCACUGGAUCAGAAACAGCCUUCUGUGGAGGACCACAAAGUGUGUACGAGAGAGCCCGGUUCCAACAUGUGGCUCUACGUUUUCAUGGGGAACGCUCUGCGGGGAAUCGGAGAAACCCCAGUCACGCCUCUGGGCAUCUCCUACAUCGAUGACUUUGCUAAAGCUGAAAACUCCCCCUUCUACAUCGCCUGUCUCCAGACCAUCAGUUUACUGGGCCCCAUGUUUGGCUUCCUCCUGGGCUCCUACUGUGCCAAGCUGUAUGUUGAUGUUGGAUAUGUUGACAUGGACAGCGUGACCAUCACUCCCAGUGAUUCCCGCUGGGUGGGGGCCUGGUGGUUGGGUUUCCUGGUCUCCUCUGCCCUCCUGCUAAUGUCCAGCGUUCCCUUCUGGUUCCUCCCACGCUCGCUGCCCAGGCAGGAAGAAGUCAGGCCAGCCGCCACAGGUGAGACGCUGGAGGGGGCGGAUGACGUCCCCAUCAACAGCCACAGCCUCACGUUGACGGAGAUCGCAAAAGGGUUCCUUCCAUCGCUGAAGCGCCUGUUGGGAACGCCGGCCUACUUCUUGCUUCUUUGCGGCAGCCUCCUCAAGUUCAACGCCAUCAUUGGCCUGUUCACGUUCAAAGCCAAAUAUAUGGAACAGCAGUUUGGCCAGUCGGCCUCCAGAGCCAACUUCCUGAUCGGCGUGCUGAACCUGCCGGCGUUCGCGGUGGGCAUCUUCCUGGGGGGUCUGUUGAUGAAGCGGUAUAAGCUGAGCGUGGUGUCGGGGGCUCAGCUCUCCUUCGCCACGUCCUUGGCGGCGUACCUCCUCAUGCUGCUGCAGUUCGGAACCAAGUGUGACAACGUGCCCGUGGCGGGCCUCACCAUCUCAUACAAUGGGACGCCAGCUGUGCUGCCCCACGGCGAAGCUCUCUUCUCGGGGUGUAACAGCAACUGCUCGUGUUCAGCAGAGGCCUGGGACCCCGUGUGCUCCGACAGCGGCAUCACCUACAUCUCUCCAUGUAUGGCCGGGUGCCUCAGCUCCAGUGGACACGGCAAAAACACAGUCUUCCACAACUGCAGCUGCGUGUCCAGUUCCUUCCCGGAACUGAGCAACGCAUCCUUGAGGCUGGGCCAGUGUCCCCCCGCCAAGGACUGCAGCCGCAGCUUCACCUCCUACAUGGCCGUGUCCGUUCUCAGCUCCUUCAUCAACUCUCUGGGAACCACGCCCGGUUACAUGGUCAUCAUACGAUGCAUCUCACCAGAGCUCAAAUCCCUGGCGCUGGGUAUUCAGACUUUAGUAACUAGAACUCUGGGUGGGAUUCCAGCGCCAAUGUAUUUUGGAGCCCUGAUUGAUUUAACGUGCCUGAAAUGGUCGGUGAAGAAGUGUGGAGGCAGAGGCGCAUGCCGUAUUUACGACUCUGAUAUGUACAGGAUCAUCUUCCUCGGACUCAUCACCAGCCUCAGCGGUUCGUCGUACUUCUUCCUCAUUGCUGUCAUCCUCCUCCUCAGACGACAGUUUCGGAAACCUCGGCAGGGACCGGAGGCGCUGCAGCCAAACGUAGCAAAGGACGUGGAGCUUAAGGCCACGUCCCGGCCCACGGAGGGCCCCGCUGAGGCCGGCGGGCCCGCCUCCACAAACAGCACACCAGAACCCCCCGCUGAGCUGACCAGCGAGGGAGUAGAGGCAGAGAUGGAGGACGCCGGACCGUCCCGCGAAUCGACGCGCAGCAAAGAGGCCGCUGGUCGAAAGGCGGCGUCAGCUGCCGUUUCGUCAGCGUUUUGACCUGUGUGCCCACAGCACGUGUCCCGGGGAAUGUGCAGUGUUUGGAGCACACCGUGUUCCAGACUCGUGACCUGUGUCGCACACAGUAACCGAAUGUCACGCUGUGAAACAAGCUGCAGGUACAGAACGGACACGUUAUGCCCUCUGAGCAAAGCUCAUUUGACCUGCAAAUCCUUGAUGACCCAUGUUCAAGAGAAUCAAAAUAUUUAUGUGUAACUGAUGAAGUCGAAUGGUUUUUAAUAUUAUAAUGAGCUGGGCGCUCAGUAAGGACACUAGAAUGACAGGGCCACAGAACUACACACAUCAGGGCUUAAAAUGACCACUGCAAUCACUGAAACGAUCCAGCAGCUCCGUUGACCAAGGACUCGUCCAGUACCAUGCGAUCAAUUAACAAGACCCCCGGUGCAGCUGCUGUACAGUAGGUGACAGAGACGCCGGCUGUUUAUUCGUGUAUGCGGAUGCAUCGCUCACCAGGACGAGUCAGUGAAACCUGUGUAGGUGCUCCUCUGUCCGCGAGCCGAGCAAGUUUCAACAGCAGACCUCAUCAGAGGCUUCAUUAUCUUCAGUCGCAGCGGCUGCUUAUCCGCUAAUCGCUCCCCGGUGACUUCUGCUCCCUCUCGUGUCCACUGCUGGAGGGAAUACUAAUGGGGCCGCUCCGAGCUCGCUCGUCUGACAUUGUCCUGCCCUGAAUGUGAAAAUGUGGGCGUUCACUGGACUGUAGUAUGUAUGUGUCUAUUUUCAUCAGGCUUUUUGUAAGACUACAAGCUAAACUGUGAUGAGAGUCCCAGUCCACGGUUCCCAAGACUAUGUUACAUGAACAGACUGGAAGUCCUACACAUGCUGCCCACAUUCUCCUCCUGUGUCUUGUGCCUGUUUUAGUCGUAAGCUUUCUAAAUAUAGCCCGCAUAUAAAAUAGAUUGGUUAAAUAUUUAUUGUGUUAAUUAUGUUUAAAAGUCGUUUUGAUCAGCACGAGUUUGCAAAUGAAUUUUCAAAUACUGUAGUCAUUCACUUGUUCUGGCUGAAUGAAUCACUCAAGUCACUGCAUUUGUGGACUAUCAGCCUGAAAUAGCUGAAGUGUUUGUAACAGUAAUGCAGUCAUCAUCCAUAAUAUGCAAAUGAGUCAUUAAAUGAAGUCCUAAGUCCAGUUCCUACA
This is a messenger RNA of Betta splendens (Siamese fighting fish), 3569 nucleotides long. It is a transcript of the gene slco1e1, whose product is annotated as solute carrier organic anion transporter family, member 1E1. Gene Ontology annotation, biological process: transmembrane transport; sodium-independent organic anion transport. Gene Ontology annotation, molecular function: protein binding. Gene Ontology annotation, cellular component: membrane. The transcript has 16 exons. Lineage: Eukaryota; Metazoa; Chordata; Actinopteri; Anabantiformes; Osphronemidae. The record is from RefSeq and is a predicted model, not a curated record. The coding region runs from base 200 to 2416 and encodes 738 amino acids.